AUGCUUCCCGCCGACUCGGCACAUCCGCUAGACGAGCACGGUCAAGAUGCAGCGGCCAGAGUGAUUCAAAAGACCUUCCGAGGCUACCGUGCCCGGAGAGAAAUGGACGGCUUUAGCAUCAAUCCCAGUACGCGCUGGGCCGCCGCCGUCCGUGACGCUCAGUUUCGUGAGACAAACCGUCCACGGCCGCGCCCUGUCUCACAAGCCGCGACCGUCGCCAGAGAAACACUACCUCCUGCGGCCGGCGCUCGCCAGAAUUGGAGAAAGGUAGGCAUGGUGGCCUUUCGGGCUGGCCAUGACGCCUCGGACAGUGAAUCGGACUCGGACUCGGAAAGCACGAACGGGACCACUCCGGAAGACAAAGCCGCCAAGAGACAGAAGCGCCAGGCCGAUAACGCGAAGCGCCGAACGGAAGCUCUCACCAUGGGGCUGCAGUAUUUUCUGGAAUUGAUUGAUGUUAAGCAUCGCUACGGGGCUAAUUUGAAAGUAUACCACGAGGAGUGGAAGAAAUCUGAAGCCCAGGAGAAUUUCUUCUACUGGCUCGACUACGGCGCGGGUCACGAACUGAAUAUGGAGGCCUGCCCUCGUGAGCAGCUAGAGCGCGAACGGGUCCGAUACUUGUCACGGGAAGAGCGACAAUACUAUCUGGUCAAGAUCGAUACCGAGGGAAGACUGUGCUGGGCCAAGAAUGGCGCAAGGAUCGACACGACGGAGCUGUUCAAGGACAGUAUCCAUGGUAUUGUUCCAGCUGACGAUACUACACCAGCAUUCACGCCAUCCGCCAAGCACUUGACAGACAACUCUGAUUCCGACUCAGAUUCUUCUCUUGAAUCGAGGCGAGAAGCUGAGCGUGCCGCCAAAUAUGCCACCCCAGAGUUUGACAAUGCCUCCGGUGUCAAAAAAAUACACCACCUGUCAACAUCUACCAUCAUCAACAAGCUGCUGCGCAAGACUAUCAGCAAGAAUUGCUGGAUAUUCGUCGCCGAUACCAAUUUCCGACUCUACGUCGGCCUCAAGGACUCCGGCGCCUUUCAGCACUCGUCCUUUCUGCAAGGCGGCCGCAUAUCCGCAGCUGGCCUCAUCAAGAUCAAAAACGGGCGCCUGCAGUCACUAUCUCCUCUGAGCGGCCACUACCGGCCACCGUCUUCCAAUUUUCGAGCUUUUUUGCACAGUUUGAAGGCGGAGGGCGUUGAUACGAGCCACCUGACGAUUUCCAAGUCAUAUGCGGUGCUGCUCGGGUUGGAGACGUAUAUCAAGACGACGAAGAUGAGCAAGAGCUUUGUGGAUAAGCUGCUACAGAAAAAGCCAAAGGAAUCAGAUGCCAGGUUGGCGCAGAAGGCGAUGAAGAAGCUUGACAUCAAGGGAGGUGAAUAA
This is a messenger RNA of Cordyceps fumosorosea ARSEF 2679, 1374 nucleotides long. Its product is annotated as IQ calmodulin-binding protein. The transcript has a single exon. The record is from RefSeq and is a predicted model, not a curated record. Gene Ontology annotation, molecular function: protein binding. Bases 1 to 1374 code for a protein of 457 amino acids. Lineage: Eukaryota; Fungi; Ascomycota; Sordariomycetes; Hypocreales; Cordycipitaceae.